Messenger RNA from Theobroma umbraticum, 1061 nucleotides. RefSeq lists its product as uncharacterized. NCBI's taxonomy places the organism in Eukaryota, Viridiplantae, Streptophyta, Magnoliopsida, Malvales, Malvaceae. The record is from RefSeq and is a predicted model, not a curated record.
AUGGGGAUGGGACAAUUCAAAUUAGAAGUGGCAGCCUUUCGCUCGCACGUGUUUAGCGAGAUUCUUAUACGGUAUCGUCCUCGUCCUAGCCCUAUAAAUUGCGAACCCAUGGUAAAAAAGCAAAAGAAGGCCUCAGAAGACCAACGGAAACCAAUAAAAAAACAGAGCAGAGACACAGGAAUAUUGUCAAAGGAGAUGGGAAGUGAAGCCGAGAUUGUCAGGAAACCAAGAUUUCUUUGCCUCCAUGGAUUCAGAACAAGCGGAGCGAUUCUGAAGAAACAGAUGGAGACAAAGUGGCCUCAAUCAGUGUUGGAAAAGAUUGAUCUAGUUUACCCUGAUGCUCCUUUUCCGGCGCAGGGGAAAUCCGACGUUGAAGGGAUCUUUGAUCCUCCUUAUUACGAGUGGUUUCAGUUCAAUAAGGAAUUUACGAGUUACACAAACUUUGAAGAGUGCCUUGCUUAUAUCGAAGAUAUUAUGAUCAAGCAAGGACCAUUCGACGGUCUCCUUGGUUUCUCACAGGGAGCUAUCUUGUCAGGUGGGUUGCCUGGACUGCAGGCGAAGGGUGUGGCUCUCACAAAAGUUCCCAAAAUAAAGUAUUUGAUAAUAAUUGGAGGGGCAAAGUUCAGGUCAGAAUCAGUGGCGGAGAAAGCGUAUUCUUCCCCCAUUCAAUGCCCAUCCCUCCACUUCCUAGGAGAGACAGAUUUCUUAAAGCCAUAUGGAUUGGAGCUCUUGGAAUCCUGUGUAGACCCUGUUGUCAUUCAUCAUCCAAAGGGCCACACUAUUCCCAGAUUUGAUGAAAAAGGAUUGGAGAGAGUGACGAGCUUCCUGGACAGGAUUCAAAAGAUGUUGCCUGAGAAACAAGAAAAGGAAAUAUACUCCACGGCCACUGAAGAUGCUUUGGAAGCAUAAAACAAGAAUCGUUUAAUUAUUAGCUACUUAGCUUGUAAUGGCGUUGAUUAUAGUCCAAUGGACUAGAAUUGGUUAUUUUCCCAAAAAAAAAAGAAAUAUUUAAAAUUGAAAAUCAAUCAUGAAAAUUAAAAAAAUUAUCAUAUUUAAAAAAA